Salarias fasciatus (jewelled blenny) is the source of this 5161-nucleotide messenger RNA. It is a transcript of the gene man2a2, whose product is annotated as mannosidase, alpha, class 2A, member 2. NCBI's taxonomy places the organism in Eukaryota, Metazoa, Chordata, Actinopteri, Blenniiformes, Blenniidae. Gene Ontology annotation, biological process: mannose metabolic process; protein deglycosylation; N-glycan processing. The transcript has 23 exons. The coding region runs from base 929 to 4387 and encodes 1152 amino acids. Gene Ontology annotation, cellular component: Golgi membrane. The record is from RefSeq and is a predicted model, not a curated record. Gene Ontology annotation, molecular function: carbohydrate binding; alpha-mannosidase activity.
UGCUGGUUGCUAUGCUAAAUGCUAACUCAGUAGGUAAUCUGUUAGCCCGGAGCUGAACGCACGUCCACUGCGGGGCUCCGCUCUCUUCCGGAUCGCUCUUAUUCUGAUGGCUGAAGAAGACCCUCUAAUGUGAUUUUAACUUGGCACUCCCGAUCAAGGACAGACGCACUGCCCAGGCUGCCACGGUGGAUAUGCAGUCACUGUGCUACUGAGGGAAGAAUGACAUUUGUCUCAUUUUAAUUCCUGGAGCUGCUCUGGGUUGAGUUUAGGCUUGAUUAAAAAGCUGCUACUCUUAGCCAAGUUGGUCUUUUUCCUCAGCCCUUUCUUUUGCACCACCACGGGCCUCGAGUGCAAACUGUUAUGGCACUGGAAGCCAAUUGAGCAAAGGGGAGCUGUGGUUGUACUGGAGGAUUAGACUGUGCUGUGGGAGUGGGGACUGAGAACAGAAGAAGCAGGCCCACAGCCACACACAUGAUGCUGCUGCAGCAGGGACACUAGGCUCCCUGUUUUAAGCCCCCAUCUGUGUGGUGCUUGUUUUUUUUUUUUUUUCCUCUUUUCCUGCAAUCUCAUCGAUUUGGAUGGUUGAGCACAAGGACUACUUUGAAGGAGACCACCGGUGGCUGUGGUUUGGCUCAAACUAUCAGAUUUUUUGCCAGCUAUUGCUGAUUUAGUAGCCCUUUUCCACUGCCACCACUGCCGUAGCCUUCUUUGCUGUGGUCUCCAGUAUGGUGAGUGGAAGCUGGAGGCAUCACAGGAGUGGAACUGAACCAUUAAUACUGGUGUAGCUCUUUUUUUUUUCCCCACUGUGAAGGAUUGCAUUCCAAUUUUCAAGGACUCUUUUUCCUGUUGCUGAAAGAACAACCCCAAUCAAGGUCAUUUCUUUAAAAAAAAUAUUGAAGUCUCGGAAAUAAGACCGCUCUGGAGGAGGAUGAAGCUGAGGAAACAGGUGACAGUGUGUGGAGGAGCCAUAUUCUGUGUGGCUGUGUUCUCACUGUAUCUGAUGUUGGACCGAGUCCAGCAUGACCCUGCAAGGCGACAGAAUGGCGGGAACUUUCCACGGAGCCAGAUCUCCGUCCUGCAGAACCGGAUAGAGCAGCUGGAGCAACUCCUGGAAGAAAACCAUCAAAUCAUCAGCCACAUAAAGGACUCUGUGAUGGAGCUCACAGACACAGGGGCUGUGUCUCCCAGCGGCCACCUGCCGUUCAGAAGUGCCAAUGGUUCCUGGGUCCUUCCCUUCGACGGCCGUCCCACUUUCCUGGCCGUGAAGCCCCAGGAUUGCCAGUUUUCUGCCAGCAGCCGCGGUCAAGCAGACGUGCAGAUGCUGGAUGUGUACUCCCUCCUUAAGUUUGACAACCCCGAUGGCGGUGUGUGGAAACAGGGCUUCGACAUUACUUAUGAACCUGAAGAGUGGGACAACGAACCACUGCAGGUGUUUGUGGUUCCUCACUCUCACAAUGAUCCAGGUUGGAUCAAGACUUUUGACAAGUACUUCACAGACCAGACUCAACAUAUUUUAAACAACAUGGUUGUGAAGCUGCCUGAGGAUCCUCGCCGGAAGUUCAUCUGGUCUGAGAUUUCUUUCUUCUCCAAGUGGUGGGAGACUGCAGACGUACACAAACAGGAGGCCGUGCGCAAGCUGAUCCAGGGAGGACAGUUUGAGAUUGUGACGGGAGGCUGGGUGAUGACUGACGAAGCCAACGCUCACUACUUCGCCAUGAUAGACCAGCUCAUAGAGGGACAUCAGUGGCUGGAGAGAAAUCUGGGUGUAACUCCUCGCAGUGGGUGGGCCGUGGACCCCUUUGGUCACAGCGCCACCAUGGCCUAUCUGCUGAAGAGGGCCAACCUGACCAGCAUGCUCGUCCAGAGGAUCCACUACUCCAUUAAAAAGCACUUUGCCUCCACCCGCAAUCUGGAGUUCAUGUGGAGGCAGGCGUGGGACACGGGGUCCAGCACAGACAUCUUCUGCCACAUGAUGCCAUUCUACAGCUACGACGUGCCGCACACGUGCGGGCCCGAUCCAAAGAUCUGCUGCCAGUUCGACUUCAAGAGGUUACCAGGUGGCCGCAUCAACUGUCCCUGGAAGGUGCCACCGAAAACGGUGGUGGAGGCAAAUGUAGCAGAGAGGGCGCAGCUGCUCCUCGAUCAGUACCGGAAAAAGUCGAAGCUCUACCGCAGCAAGGUGCUGCUCGUCCCCCUGGGAGACGACUUCCGCUACGACAAGGCUUUGGAGUGGGAUCAGCAGUACAUCAACUACCAGAAACUGUUUGACUACAUGAAUUCCCACCCCGAGAUGCAUGUUCAAGCUCAGUUUGGGACUCUGUCUGACUACUUCGAUGCUCUUUACAAAACAAAUGGCGUCGCCCAGGGAGCCAAACCUGCAGACUUCCCCGUGCUGAGCGGGGACUUUUUUGCCUAUGCAGACCGGGAGGACCACUACUGGACCGGGUAUUUCACCUCUCGACCCUUUUACAAAAGCCUGGACCGGGUCAUCGAGUCGCACCUCAGGGGAGCAGAGAUCCUCUACAGCCUCGCCGUAGCAAACGCCCGACAUGCAGGAAUGGAAGGACGUUACCCGGUCUCGGAUUAUGCCCUGCUGGUCGACGCCAGGCGGUCGGUCGGCCUGUUCCAGCAUCACGACGCCAUCACCGGCACCGCAAAGGAAAAUGUCGUCAUCGACUAUGGCACCAAACUGCUGCGUUCCCUCAUCGGCCUGAAGAGAGUUAUCAUCAAUGCCGCUCAUUUCCUGGUGAUGAAGAACAAGGAGUUUUAUCGCUUUUACCAGACCGAGCCCUUCCUGGAGACGGAUGACAGGCGAGCCACUCAAGACUCUCUGCCUCAGCGCACUUUAAUCGAGCUGGACCCAGCAGGACCGAGGUACCUCGUCCUGUUCAACCCCAUCGAGCAGGAGCGGCUGUGCGUGGUCACCGCGCUGGUCAACACGGUCCGGGUGCGGGUGCUCACCGAGGACGGGCAGACCCUGCCCGUGCAGCUGAGCGCUCAGUGGAGCUCCGCCAGCCAAAUGAGCGCCGAGGUGUUUGAGGCGACGUUCAUGGUUCGCCUGCCGCCUCUGGGCCUGGCCGUCUUCCAUCUGUACGACUCGCCGGACUCGCCCAUGACGCUGCGCUCCGAGACGCUGCUCCGGCUGCCGGGCCGCGGCGCGAGCGCCCGCGCCACCGACCCGCUGCCCGUGCGCUCCCAGCAGGCCGACCCUCAAACCUUCUACAUCAGCAGUCAGUCCCUGACGCUGGGCUUCUCCGGGACCACCGGCCUGCUGGAGAGCAUCAAGCGGAAGGACGACCCCCAGGAGGUGAAGGUUCAGAUGCAGUUCAUGAUCUAUGGUACUCGUCCCUCGAAAGACAAAAGUGGCGCCUACCUCUUCCUGCCCGACGGGAAAGCAAAGCCCUACAGCCAGAAGGAGCCGCCUGUGGUGCGCGUCGUGGAGGGGCCCCUCUUCUCAGAGGUGGUGGCGCACUACCAACACUUCCAACAGACCGUCCGCAUCCACAACGUGCCAGGGGUGGAUGGGUUAUCGAUAGACAUGAGCACCAUGGUGGACAUCAGGGAUCAGACCAAUAAGGAGCUUGCCAUGCGGCUGACCACUGACAUCCAGAGUGGCGACGCCUUCUACACCGACCUGAACGCCUUCCAGAUUCAGCCUCGCCGCCGCUUCCUGAAACUCCCCCUGCAGGCCAACUUCUACCCGAUGCCCAGCCAGGCGUACAUCCAGGACAGCCACCACCGCCUGACGCUGCACACGGCUCAGUCUCUGGGCGUCAGCAGCCUGGAGAGCGGCCAGCUUGAAGUGAUUAUGGACCGGCGGCUGAUGCAGGACGAUAAUCGCGGCCUGGGUCAGGGCCUGAAAGACAACAAGAAGACGGCCAGCCGUUUCCGCCUGCUGCUGGAGAGGCGGUCGACCGGCAACAAGAUGAUGGACAGCGCGACGACCAGCUUCCCGUCUGUACUCAGCCACAUGACCAGCGCAGUGCUCAACCACGAGGUCCUGGCGCUGCCCGUCCUGCCCAAACGACGCGGCAUCCCCCCUCUUCAGACCUUCGCCCCCCUCAAGUCGCUCCUCCCCUGUGACUUCCACCUGAUGAACCUCCGCAGCAUCCAGAGCCAGCAGGACCCUCAGUCUCCGUCUCCCUACACCGCCCUGAUCCUCCACCGCCUGGCGCUGGACUGCGGCGUCGAGGCUCAGAACCUCGGCUUCAACUGCACCACCACGCAGGGCCAGCUGAGUGUUUCGGGACUGUUCAAGAGCCUGGACCUGCAGCUGCUGCAGCCCAUGUCGCUGACCCUGAUGCACGCCGGCGCGCCGCUGGCCAACGACUCCACCAUCAGCCUGGAUCCCAUGGAGAUCUCCGCGUUCAAGCUCAAGCUGCGCUAAAAGCCAGACGGACUCACGGCAGCAAAGAGACAAACCAAAAAAAUGGAAAAAAAGACAAAAGAAGAAAAAAGCAUCUCCUUGGACUUGGAACGCCGAGGCCGGCGUGGGGCUGCGGGCUGCACACGGAGGGGUCUGGCUCUCUCUCUCUCCCGAUCGUGAACAUUCCAGCUGGGGGAGGCGGGGGCUCCUCUGCAGCAGGACCGGCUGCACGGCAGGGGGCAGGCGAUCGCCGCCGCUGAUCUCCUCACAAAGCAGCAUAAUCCCCAGCGAGUGCGCAGCUGUUCCAACACAACAGCGACUGCCAGACUCACUCAGCAGAUACAGCCGGGGAUCUGUUCGCCUCCGCAAUCAAACAUGAAAUCUCUCUUAGUUCUGCUUUGUACGGACUCGUGUCUUUUUUUUUUUUUGUAUCUUCUCUCCAUCCUGGACGGAACUACUGAAUGUAAAUAUCUCCUGAUGAGGGGGGAGAGGCUGGAGGCCCGGGCCUGGUGCCACAUCAGAGUGCAAUCUGCAAAGCUUUAUUAGUUUGUUUUGUUUUUUUGUACCUGUGAGUUGAGUGAACGAUGUUUCCGUUUGACAGACUUGAAUGCAGCAAAGAGAAUGUGCGGACCCCCCAACCCCCCCAACCCCACUUUCAUCUCAAACUUCAGACCCGAGAUGCAAACCUUUCAAGCUGUGUUCGCUGCUCAACACGGCUGAUCAUCAAUCAUAUCGGACGACUGUUUACUUUCUGUCCAGUGUUUCAGCCUGUAGAUAAUCUGAAGACUCGAAUAC